This is a messenger RNA of Mus caroli (Ryukyu mouse), 2064 nucleotides long. It is a transcript of the gene B3gnt3, whose product is annotated as UDP-GlcNAc:betaGal beta-1,3-N-acetylglucosaminyltransferase 3. Gene Ontology annotation, molecular function: N-acetyllactosaminide beta-1,3-N-acetylglucosaminyltransferase activity. Gene Ontology annotation, cellular component: Golgi membrane. The record is from RefSeq and is a predicted model, not a curated record. Lineage: Eukaryota; Metazoa; Chordata; Mammalia; Rodentia; Muridae. Gene Ontology annotation, biological process: protein O-linked glycosylation; poly-N-acetyllactosamine biosynthetic process.
UAGCCAAGAGCCAGCGCAAGGCGGUCGCCCAGGCCCCGCCCCCCACGCCAUGCGGCUGUCAAGGCAGAACCCCUACGAGAUCCUCCUCCUGGCCUUGGUUGCCUUGCUGGUGCUGCUGCUGCUGCUCCUGACCAGCGAGUCACCGCCCAGCUGCUCCGCCCCCAAGAGGUCCAGGGAGCCUGAAAACGACCCCGGGUGGGCCUCGGGCCACCCACGCACACACCCCGCCCCGUGCCGAGCUAAUCUAUCCGUGUCCUCGCACCCCGACUUCGCGGGGCUGCCCUCGCACGUACGCGACUUCUUGUUCUACCGCCACUGCCGCGACUUCCCAGUGCUCCGAGAGCCGCGGGUAACCAAGUGCGCGCAGCCCGUGUUCCUGCUGCUCGCCAUCAAGUCCUCGCCUGCAAACUAUGGGCGCCGCCAGGUGCUGCGCACGACGUGGGCGCGGGAGAGACGGGUACGUGGGGCGCCGCUGCGCCGCCUCUUCCUCGUGGGCUCAGACCGCGACCCACAUCAGGCACGCAAAUACAACCGACUGCUGGAACUGGAAGCGCAGACAUACGGCGACAUUCUCCAGUGGGAUUUCCAUGACUCCUUCUUUAACCUGACGCUUAAGCAGGUCCUUUUCCUGGAGUGGCAGCUAACCUACUGUACCAACGUCAGCUUCGUGCUCAAUGGGGACGACGAUGUGUUCGCGCACACGGACAACAUGGUCACCUACCUUCAGGACCGCGACCCGGACCAACACCUCUUCGUGGGGCACCUGAUCCAGAACGUGGGUCCCAUCCGGGUGCCCUGGAGCAAGUACUUCAUCCCCGCUCUGGUGAUGCCCGAGGACAAAUACCCGCCCUACUGUGGUGGCGGCGGCUUCCUGCUGUCUCGUUUUACCAUGGCCGCCCUACGUCGCGCCGCGCGCGUCCUCCCCAUGUUCCCAAUCGACGACGUGUUCCUGGGCAUGUGUCUGCAGCAGCAGGGGCUGUCUCCUGGGACGCACAGCGGAGUGCGCACUGCGGGGGUGUACCCCCCUAGCCCACGUGUGUCAUCCUUCGACCCCUGCUUCUACCGCGACCUGCUCCUCGUGCACCGCUUCCUGCCCUUCGAGAUGCUGCUGAUGUGGGAUGCGCUGAGCCAGCCCCAGCUAGUCUGCGGCAGGCAGAGCCCCGCCUACUGAGAGGUUUGGGGGAGUUGACAUCCCCUAGCUCAUGUCCUCCCUCAUCCAUGUGCAAAGGGCUGGCUUCAAGGAGAAGUUCAAAGUGAGGGGCAGAAAGUGGGUCUGAGAAAUUAAUAAGGCAAACUCCUAAGAACCCUUGGAAACCCUCCUGGUACUGUUCACAGCAGGAACUCUGAGUUUAGCCAACUCUAAGUGGCUGCUAAGCAAAAAGUGCUGUGGACAGAGCCCAUGGGUGUUAGGCUCUGGCCUCAGACUGGGCCUUGGCCUCUCUCAGGCCCCCAAGGAAUUGGGCAGAGGAACAAGGUGGAUUUUAAACUGAGGCACCCAGAGAUCUUGACUUGACCCCCAAUAGUGUCUCCCAAGAACUUGGAGAAUCACAGGGGCAGGAGGAGUCCUGUGUCCCACAGACGGGGCUGGCAGGAAAUAAAGUCCAUAGAAGGCUGAAAGUGACUAUCUACAGUGGGGGGAGGGUUAAGAUAAAACUCAGGGCUCUGCCACCUUUUAAUUUUAUCUAUUUAGGAAGGGAGCCAGGUCCUGUCUUCCUCUCUGUUUGGGUCCUGGGACUUGAACUCAAAUCUUCAGGCUUGGCAGCAAGCGCCUCCAUUAACUGAGCCCUCUCGCCAGCGCCUUUUUAGUUUUCAGCACUACUCAUGUUUUAACACCGUCUGUUCUACCCCACCUCUCUUUGACCUUCAAUAUUAACUCAUUGUAACAUGUUCACAUCUACAGCAUGGCUGGAUGUGGCUCCUGUCUCCCCUUGCUCCCUUCCCUGUAGCUACUUUGUGGGUUCUUUUUCUUCUAAAAUUGCAACCCCUCCCCAACACCAGACAGGAGAGAGAAAAGUAUAGAGAGGAAGGAAAAGAGAUCCCCAGUAAAGUCUCAGCACUUGGAAA